Messenger RNA from Phragmites australis (common reed), 2605 nucleotides. Its product is annotated as transcription factor bHLH140. Gene Ontology annotation, cellular component: nucleus. NCBI's taxonomy places the organism in Eukaryota, Viridiplantae, Streptophyta, Magnoliopsida, Poales, Poaceae. Gene Ontology annotation, biological process: single strand break repair; double-strand break repair. The transcript is spliced from 6 exons. The record is from RefSeq and is a predicted model, not a curated record. Bases 92 to 2458 code for a protein of 788 amino acids. Gene Ontology annotation, molecular function: mismatched DNA binding; single-stranded DNA binding; single-strand break-containing DNA binding.
CUCGUCCCUUUCUCGCUCGCCUUCCCCGGCUUUCCUUUUUUAUUUGCCAAGCUCCCCCUUCCUCCCCCCACGAAUUCUUCCAUCACGCGAGAUGGAUCCCGGCGCGGGGGGCUCCGUCUCCGCACCACCGCCUCCUGCGACAAGCCCAGGUGUGGAGGCAAAGGAGGUGGUGAAGAGCGGUGGCAAGCAAGUGGUCGUGGUCCUGGUGGGCCCACCGGGAAGCGGCAAGUCCACGUUCGCUGAGGCCGUCCUAGGUGGCUCCGCCGCCUGCCGCCCGUGGGUUCGCGUCUGCCAGGAUAUAAUUGGAAACGGCAAAGCUGGGACAAAAAUACAGUGCUUGAAGGCAUUGGCGGACGCUUUGAAGGAGGGCAAGAGUGUUCUCAUUGACCGCUGCAACUUGGAACGUAAGCAGCGCGCUGAUUUUGUGAAGCUUGGCAGCACCAUGCAUGCGGAUGUGCAUGCCAUUGCCCUGGAUCUCCCUGCAAAGGUUUGUAUCUCACGUGCAGUGAGCCGAACAGGCCAUGAAGGGAAUCUGCAGGGUGGAAAAGCUGCACUUGUUGUGAACCGCAUGCUGCAGAAGAAGGAGACACCCUUGCUUACUGAAGGUUUCAGUCGGAUCAUGUUCUGUAAUGAUGAUGGUGACAUUAAAAAGGCAGUUGAUAUGUAUAAUGGAUUAGGGCCUUUAGAUAGUCUUGCAUCAGGAGUUUUUGGUCAGAAGAGCAAAGGACCUAUACAAAUUGGUAUAAUGAAGUUUCUAAAGAAGGCUGGUACUUCCAGUGUUGAGAAAUCCAGUGGACCUAAGCUUACAUUCAGUGAAAGGAAGCCAGGGCAGCAAAAUCCUUUGCCAGAACAGGAAAAGGUUGAAGCUGGGUUUGCCUGCUCAAUGGAAGUUAAGGAGUUGAAUGUCAAGAAGGAAAAUGAAGGGCAAGCUAAAGAAAGUAGUGCUAAUGACAUCGGUUCUCACACUCUGGCAUUUCCAUCUAUUUCUACUGCUGACUUCCAGUUCGAUCUUGACAGAGCUUCCGACAUUAUAGUAGAAACAGCUGCUGAUUUCUUGCAGAAGUUUGAUAAUAUAAGACUAGUUCUUGUAGACCUGAGCAAGAAAUCGAGAAUAUUGUCACUGGUCAAGGACAAGGCUGCUAAGAAGAGCAUUGACUCCAGGAGGUUUUUCACAUUUGUGGGAGAUAUCACUCAAUUGCGCUCGAAAGGAGGUCUUCAGUGCAAUGUGAUUGCUAAUGCUGCUAACUGGAGGUUAAAACCUGGAGGUGGAGGGGUUAAUGCGGCAAUAUUCGAUGCUGCUGGAGAAGCUUUACAACACGCAACCAAAGAAUGUGCUGACACAUUGAGACCUGGGAGCUCUGUUGUUGUUCCAGUUCCAUUGACUUCUCCUCUGCAUCAAUGGGAAGGCGUGACCCAUGUGAUACAUGUGCUCGGGCCAAACAUGAACCCAAUGCGACCAGAUUAUCUGAAGAAUGACUAUACUGAAGGGUGUAAGAUUCUUCAUGAAGCAUAUAAUUCUCUUUUUGAGAACUUUGCAUCUGUUGUCCAGAGCGACAUGAUGGGGAACCAGAACAAUGGAUGUAUAGCAGACAAGUCAGCAUCUGGAGCAACAACACCCAGUGAUUCAAAAAUGAAGAGAGAAGACAGCCAUGAAUCUGUAAGGAUGAAAAAACACAAGUUGCUUCAACCUAUUCUGACCUCAAAGCAACAACAUAAGUGCCCAGGGGCUAACGCACCAAACUACCAUGAAAACUCCAUGGGAUCAUCUGAUGCUCCAAACCAAGCUACAGAGGCAGACAACAAGAAGAGUGGUGUGGUUGCCAGUAAAAGUUGGGGAUCUUGGGCCCAGGCUCUAUAUGAACUUGCCAUGCACCCGGAAAAAUAUAAGAACUCAGAUUCUAUCCUGGAGAUAUCUUCUGAAUUUGUUGUUCUGAAAGAUCUUUAUCCAAAGGCCAAAAAGCAUGUCCUGGUGAUAUCUAGGACGAAUGGUCUUGACUCGUUAGCAGAUGCCAAGAAAGAACACUUGCCUUUGCUGAGGAGGAUGUAUUCAACUGGGGUGAAGUGGGCGCAGAAGUUCUUAGAGGAAGACGCAUCUUUGGUAUUCAGGCUUGGAUACCAUUCGGUUCCAUCUAUGCGGCAAUUGCACCUUCACAUCAUUAGCCAGGAUUUCAAUUCGGCGAGCUUGAAAAACAAGAAACACUGGAACUCCUUUACCACUGUGUUUUUCCGUGAUUCUGUCGAUGUCAUUGAAGAGAUCGAACAACAUGGAUCAGCAAUCACCAGCAGUGAUGACAAGGUGCUCGCAAUGGAGCUUCGGUGCCACAGAUGUAGGAGCGCGCAUCCAAACAUCCCAAAGUUAAAAUCCCACAUUGCGAACUGUAAAUCCCCAUUCCCUUCCCAUCUUCUGCAGAAAAACAGGCUGCUGUUGUCGUCGACAAUGCAUACGGAUUGCAGUUAGAACUUAGAACUCGUAACCGAUGGUCCAUUUUGUAUAUCGUGCUUUUGUAAGGAUAGGCUUGAUCAAGGUUUUCUGUUUUUUUGUCUUAUUGUAAACUGCAUUUUACGUAAACUAUUUCUAGUAUAUCCGAGUCCAGUUAUCAUUGUA